AAAAUAAACACCGGUCACGCCAGUCUAGUUUGAGCGCUCGGCGCAUGCAGACGCGUGUGCCUCUGCUCGUUAACUUUAAUCGAUCAAAAAUAUUUGUUCACGUGUAAUCGAUUUCUACGCAGUAGUGAACUUUAAGUGAUUAAUUAAUUUAUUUAUAUACUAAAUAAAGGUGUGAGCAUUGUUGUGUUUUUGUGUUGUGCAAAACGUGAACAGUGCCAGAGAUUGUAAACAUGAUAGAGCCACUGAACGCGUCGGCGGUGGACGAACUCGAAUCCUGGGUGGAAUUGAACUCUGGCGGAGUGCUCAGUGGCGCAGAGAACGAAUACAUCCGAUUGCUGAGGGAAGCCCAGCGAGAGAGCCGCGACUCCUCCGUCAGGCACUCCCGAGCCUCCAGCAUCAAGGGCAGCCCCAAAUCACCUCCAAACAGUCCAAACUUGGAACCAUCCACGGAAGAUGAGCUAAAGGGUGUCUACAUCAACUGCUGGAGGGAUGAUUCAAACGACUGGGUGUGGGAAUGGAGUAGUCGGCCCGACCAGCUGCCUCCUAAGGACUGGCGUUUCAAGCAUCCGCAGAGCGCUCGAGGACCUCCUUCAGCCACCUCCUCCAUCGAGGUGCUGGAGCAGCUGGCACCAACCAUGCAGCAGAGCCACUGUUUGUCCGUCCGUCGCACGUGCCUGUUCAGUCGGGGCGCCAUCGCAGCGGUUCUGGUCACCAAUAUCGUUUCCCUGCUGCUCGGAGCUGGCAUCGGGGUAUGGCUCAGUAAGAAAGGCAUGCUUCCGCCCAGACUCAUCAUCCUCAACUAAAGUUAAGACUGAUAUGGAGCUAGGGUAGUGGGCGGUGACCUUUAUGAUGCGCAUAGAGUCAACGAUGCAUUAGUACUGGCAUUAUUCAAUAUUAAUAAUCCAUAUCGGAUGAAGUCGCGGUUAACAGCAGUUUUUAAAGGAUUUAUUUAACAUUGCAACAAUAGUCUGCAAACUGUGGAAUCAACCCCCAUCGGCGGUGUUCCCACUAGAUUACAACAUGGGGUUAUUCAAGGGGCGGACCAACAAACUCCUGAAAGACCGGUAACGCAUCGGCGGUACCUCU
Maniola jurtina (meadow brown) is the source of this 1086-nucleotide messenger RNA. It is a transcript of the gene BNIP3, whose product is annotated as BCL2/adenovirus E1B 19 kDa protein-interacting protein 3. The record is from RefSeq and is a predicted model, not a curated record. Bases 231 to 803 code for a protein of 190 amino acids. The transcript is spliced from 7 exons. NCBI's taxonomy places the organism in Eukaryota, Metazoa, Arthropoda, Insecta, Lepidoptera, Nymphalidae. Gene Ontology annotation, biological process: positive regulation of apoptotic process; mitochondrial outer membrane permeabilization. Gene Ontology annotation, cellular component: nucleus; mitochondrial envelope; mitochondrial outer membrane.